GUAGGCAGCUGUGCAUGGUUAUAACUUCGGAUUUUGCUAUGUUAUUUGAUGUUCACUUGCGGGUUUCGUAAUAUGCGGUUUGAGUGAAGAUCUAAAAAGAAAGAGCAUCAUGCAACAACCGUUUGUUCCCGGAGUUGCCGUGGAGCCCACGUCAAGGGUCGAAAUUACCCUCAGUGCCAAGAAUUUAGCCAACAAGGAUUACUUUUCGAAAUCCGAUCCGUUUAUCGUGACUUACGAAUCAGAACCAGGAGUGUUCAAUUGGAGAGAAUGUCACCGAACGGAAGUUAUCAGAGACAACCUCAAUCCGCAGUUCGUCAGAAAAUUGGUGAUGAACUACAGAUUCGAGGCGCAACAAAAACUCCGCUUUGAGGUGAGUAAGGAAUACUUCUUGCUUACCAAGUUUCAGACCUUAUGGAAUGUUAAUUUCUCGAAAGUACAAAAUGAGCUUUGCGCGACGAGGGAAUACUAUCCUGAACUAAUUGGAGAAACAAUAAGGCCGCCCACUGUGGAAAAUUUUCAAAUGAAUGCCGAAGCUUUUGACGAUCUUUUGCGGUUUAUUUGUCAGAUUUACGAUCAGGAUGCCAAUUCAAGAGAUCUAUCAGCCCACGAUUUCCUGGGUGCCGCGGAAUGCCACCUGGGCCAAUUGGUGUCCGCUGGUCAAUUGUCCCUGAAUUUAUGUUCCAAGAGGGGACAAGGAGAUCUAAGUAAUGCAUCUAGUGCGAGCCUCGGUUCUGUCGAGCUCGUUGUGGAGGAGCUGCAGAGUUCGAAACAAACUAUUGAACUGACAUUCCGCGGGCAAAAAUUGGAAAACAGUCGAUGGUUUUCUGGACCGAAUGGUUUUCUAGAGGUGUACAAAUCAACGGAAGGCGGUCAGUUCGUGUUGGUUCAUCGGGGUGACGUGGUGAAAAAUUCCGCGAACCCAUUUUGGAAGAAGUUUUCCAUGAGGGCGACGACUUUGUGCAAUGCUGACUUUGACAGAAACUUGAAAAUCCUUUGUUACGACUGGCAUUCGUCGGGAUCCCAUGUUUUGUUGGGCGGAUUUUACACGACGGCGAAACAACUCUUGGAAGGACCCGGGAUGAGGAAUACUUACGAACUGAUGAACGAAGAAACCAGAAAGAGAAAGAAAGCGUACAGGAAUUCAGGACAAGUUUUCUUGGCAGAUUCAAAGUUGAUUGAAAGACCUUCUUUUUUGGAUUUCAUCCGCGGUGGGACGGAAUUGUUCUGUACCUUCGCCAUUGACUUCACUGCAUCUAACGGUGCUCCCAAGGAAGUUUCCUCGUUGCACAGUAUUAUGCUUGGACGCCCGAAUCAGUACGAAGUUGCCAUUUCUGCCGUUGGUGAUAUAAUUCGAGACUAUGACACAGACAAGCUGUUUCCUGUUCUUGGUUUCGGCGCCAGAUUACCGCCGGAUGGUCGAAUUUCGCACGAAUUUUACGUUAACUUUCAAGCCGACCCUCAUUGUCAGGACAUCGCUGGUGUAUUACAAGCGUACAAACAAUGCAUCGCUUCAGUGCAGCUGUAUGGGCCCACAAAUUUUGCUCCAGUAAUCCAACACGUCGCCAGUUUCGCUCGGAGACACGAAAGAGGCGCGGGUUAUUUUAUUUUAUUGAUCAUCACCGACGGCGCCAUCACUGACAUGCCGCAAACGAAAGAGGCAAUCGUUGAGGCGUCAUCGUUACCAAUGUCCAUUAUUAUCGUGGGUGUGGGAAAUGCGAAUUUCGACGCAAUGGAGGAGCUUGACGGCGACGACGUCCGUGUAUCUUCAAGAGGCCGCUAUGCCGUUCGGGACAUUGUGCAAUUUGUACCGAUGCGAAAAUUUCUGGUUCGUCUUCUUUUAAUAUCGCAUCUGUUGAAAUUGAACCGCCGGAGCGCAGAAAUGGCAUUGUUGUCGCAAGAAGUUUUGGCCGAGAUCCCUGCCCAGUUCCUGGGUUACAUGGAGAGCCAGGGCAUCAGGCCGAACCCACCCAAGACGGGGAUCUUGAAUAUCCCUCAGGAUCCCGAGUUGCUUGAGCACGUAGUCGUUGAUGAAUUCCACUACUUUCCGAGCAGUUUGUUGUGCAAAAUCCGAGGUUGUGUCCAAGACUGUCCAGUCUGUGCAAGGACACCAUUUCGGGUCGAUGCCGGCGUCUGCGCAUGUCCUUGUCCUCGGGACGGGGCGGAAAAGGUUGAGGGCCUGUUUCUUCCUACUUUGCCUUUUCGCGAAGUUGAUUUUUUUGAGUACGAGGAUGUCUUUGAGGGUUUUUGCGAUGUCCAGCGGGGUCGUGAGGAGUUCCGAGUUUUUCUCGAGGUUCCUCACGAUGACUGGAUUGGACUCCCGGAACCACUGCGAAUCACUCUCACUUCAUAUCCACUUCCUCCAGCUGCUGCUUUACCUCAGGUGAAUUUAGCCAACAAGGAAUACUUUUCGAAAUCCGAUCCGUUUAUCGUGACUUACGAAUCAGAACCAGGAGUGUACAAUUGGAGAGAAUGUCACCGAACGGAAGUUAUCAGAGACAACCUCAAUCCACAGUUCGUGAGAAAAUUGGUGAUGAACUACAGAUUCGAGGCGCAACAAAAACUCCGCUUUGAGGUUUACGACCUGGAUGCCAAUACAAGAGAUUUAUCAGCCCACGAUUUCCUGGGUGCCGCGGAAUGCCACCUGGGCCAAUUGGUGUCCGCUGGUCAAUUGUCCCUGAAUUUAUGUUCCAAGAGGGGACAAGGAGAUCUAAGCACUGCUUCUAGUGCGAGCCUCGGUUCUAUCGAGCUCGUUGUGGAGGAGCUGCAGAGUUCGAAACAAACUAUUGAACUGACAUUCCGCGGGCAAAAAUUGGAAAACAGUCGAUGGUUUUCUGGACCGAAUGGUUUUCUAGAGGUGUACAAAUCAACGGAAGGCGGUCAGUUCGUGUUGGUUCAUCGGGGUGACGUGGUGAAAAAUUCCGCGAACCCAUUUUGGAAGAAUCGAUGGUUUUCUGGACCGAAUGGUUUUCUAGAGGUGUACAAAUCAACGGAAGGCGGUCAGUUCGUGUUGGUUCAUCGGGGUGACGUGGUGAAAAAUUCCGCGUACCCAUUUUGGAAGAAGUUUACCCUGAGAGCGACGACUUUGUGCAAUGCUGACUUUGACAGAAACUUGAAAAUCCUUUGUUACGACUGGCAUUCGUCGGGAUCCCAUGUUUUGUUGGGCGGAUUUUACACGACGGCGAAACAACUCUUGGAAGGACCUGGGAUGAGGAAUACUUACGAACUGAUGAACGAAGAAACCAGAAAGAGAAAGAAAGAGUGCAAGAAUUCAGGACAAGUUUUCUUGGCAGAUUCGAAAUUGAUUGAAAGACCUUCAUUUUUGGAUUUCAUCCGCGGUGGGACGGAAUUGUUUUGUACCUUCGCCAUUGACUUCACUGCGUCUAAUGGUGAUCCCAAGGAAGUUUCCUCGUUGCACAGUAUUAUGCUUGGACGCCUGAAUCAGUACGAAGUUGCCAUUUCUGCCGUUGGUGAUAUAAUUCGAGACUAUGACACAGACAAGCUGUUUCCUGUUCUUGGUUUCGGCGCCAGAUUACCGCCGGAUGGUCGGAUUUCGCACGAAUUUUACGUGAACUUUCAAGCCGACCCUCAUUGUCAGGACAUCGCUGGUGUAUUACAAGCGUACAAACAAUGCAUCGCUUCAGUGCAGCUGUAUGGACCCACAAAUUUUGCUCCAGUAAUCCAACACGUCGCCAGUUUCGCUCGGAGACACGAAAGAGGCGCGGGUUAUUUUAUUUUAUUGAUCAUCACCGACGGCGCCAUCACUGACAUGCCGCAAACGAAAGAGGCAAUCGUUGAGGCGUCAUCGUUACCAAUGUCCAUUAUUAUCGUGGGUGUGGGAAAUGCGAAUUUCGACGCAAUGGAGGAGCUUGACGGCGACGACGUCCGUGUAUCUUCAAGAGGCCGCUAUGCCGUUCGGGACAUUGUGCAAUUUGUACCGAUGCGGAAAUUUCUGAAUUUCUUCAAUUCUUCUCUGAAGAACCCGAAGGUCUUGCCGCCGAUCGCAGGAUUGCCGAUGGAGAAGCGGAGCGCAGAAAUGGCAUUGUUGUCGCAAGACGUUUUGGCCGAGAUCCCUGCCCAGUUCCUGGGUUACAUGGAGAGCCAGGGCAUCAGGCCGAACCCACCCAAGACGGGGAUCUUGAAUAUCCCUCAGGAUCCCGAG
This is a messenger RNA of Notodromas monacha, 4159 nucleotides long. The record is from the annotation of a GenBank genome assembly. NCBI's taxonomy places the organism in Eukaryota, Metazoa, Arthropoda, Ostracoda, Podocopida, Cyprididae.